GAAGCCGAACAGUUUGCUGAGGAAGAUAGAAUACAGAAAGAACGUAUUGAGGCUCGUAAUGCCUUGGAAAACUUUGCGUACACGUUAAAAACUUCUGCUGCUGAUGACGGUGAUCUUGGCAAGAAGUUGAAUGAUGAAGAUAAGCAGACAAUCAGAGAUGCUAUUAAAAAGACACUAGACUGGUUUGAGGAGCAUUCUAAUUCAGCGACAAAAGAAGACUUUGAUGAGAAGAAAGAGGAGUUACAAGCUGUUGUGAACCCCAUCACCAGUAAAUUGUAUCAGGAGAGCGGGUCACCGCAAGAACCAUUGGAGAAGCAUGAUGAACUUUAA
Messenger RNA from Paraglomus occultum, 330 nucleotides. The record is from the annotation of a GenBank genome assembly. Lineage: Eukaryota; Fungi; Glomeromycota; Glomeromycetes; Paraglomerales; Paraglomeraceae.